AAGAGGAAGCAGUAGCAAGCGGAAGCGAUUUCAAACCCAAAAAAUGGAUAUGGCGGCGGAUGGCGUGGCGAGGCAAGCGGAGCUCCGGCGGAUCGAGGGCAACGCCUGCUUCAACAAGGCUCGCAUCGGCGCCGCCAUCGACUGCUACACCGAGGCCAUCGCUCUUCGCCCCGACGUCGCCGUCUACUGGCUCAACCGGGGCCUCUGCCAUUUCAAGCGCAAGGAUUGGCCCAAGGUGGAAGAGGAUAGCAGGAAAGCUCUUGCGCUUGAUGCCACUCUCGUCAAGGGUCACUAUUUACUCGGAUGUGCGCUGCUUGAGAAGGAACAAUGUGCUCUUGCUAUCAAGGAAUUCGACAGGGCUUUGGAUCUUCUGAGGUCUUCAAAUUUGAAGGACAAAAUGGUGGAGGACAUUUGGCAGGUUCUUGCUAAGGCAAAAUACAUAGAUUGGGAAAUACACUCGACUGAGAGAGUUUGGAAGAUGCAAAGUUUAAAGGAAGCAUGUGAAAAUGCUCUCCAGGAGCAUCACUUUCUUAGCGGCACACUUGUGGGAGAUGGGGCAACCAGUGAGUACUCAGACCAACUGAAAUUGUUAUCAGAAGUCUUCACCAAAGCUACCAUUGACGAUACACCAACAGAUGUGCCUGACUACCUUUGCUGCCAAAUAACCUUUGAGAUUUUUAGAGAUCCAGUGAUCACACCCAGUGGUAUAACGUAUGAGAAGUCCAUACUUCUGGAACAUCUUCGCAAGGUGGGCAAUUUCGACCCAGUGACACGAGAGCCUCUGAAAGAGCAUCAGUUGGUUCCUAACCUAGCCAUCAAGGCGGCAGUUCAAGCUUACCUCAAGGAUCACAGUUGGGCCUACAAGUUGAACUGAUGAUACUGCUCCCUAGCUGCAUAGUGCUAACAAUAGGUGUUGGUAAAUUAUUGGGUUGUCAAGGGGGAAUUCUUCUUUACUUUUCUGAUGUUCGUAAGUUCGUUAGUGCCCUCAUGGAACUGAGUGGUUCUGGGCAACUGUUAACGAACAUUGGCAGGUGUACAUAAACAUCACAGAUUCACAGCUGUAGCUCUUUAUCAUGUUGACAAGUGUUCCUUCUACUAUACCAUGGGGAUGAUGUAUGUCUAGUAACUUUCAGCGCCAAAAUGGCAAUUGUCAAUGACAAUCAUUCCUUUUGCUGCAUUUCACCAUUGCAGCAGCAUGCAAAUUUAAUAUCUCUACUG
Molecule: messenger RNA, 1218 nt
Organism: Oryza brachyantha (malo sina)
Lineage: Eukaryota; Viridiplantae; Streptophyta; Magnoliopsida; Poales; Poaceae
Product: E3 ubiquitin-protein ligase CHIP-like
Exons: 8
Coding region: 44-874 (276 amino acids)
Biological process (GO): proteasome-mediated ubiquitin-dependent protein catabolic process; protein quality control for misfolded or incompletely synthesized proteins; positive regulation of proteolysis
Cellular component (GO): cytoplasm
Molecular function (GO): ubiquitin protein ligase activity; protein-folding chaperone binding
Source: RefSeq, a predicted model, not a curated record